Molecule: messenger RNA, 2452 nt
Organism: Lagopus leucura (white-tailed ptarmigan)
Lineage: Eukaryota; Metazoa; Chordata; Aves; Galliformes; Phasianidae
Gene: ARL14
Product: ADP ribosylation factor like GTPase 14
Exons: 1
Coding region: 287-871 (194 amino acids)
Biological process (GO): vesicle-mediated transport; intracellular protein transport
Cellular component (GO): cytoplasm
Molecular function (GO): GTPase activity; GTP binding
Source: RefSeq, a predicted model, not a curated record
GACCCAUUGCUACAUUACUCACUGCAGUCCCACCCACGGGCUUGGCAUUGAACAUUACACCUUCAUAAAUACUGUUUGCAUAUUAUCAACUCGAUAAAAGCCAGAAUGUAUUUGUACAGAGCUUUUACUUACUUUUCAUAGCACAAAGCAGCUGCUUCCACUUCCUUUUCCUUACUCUUUGUGCUCCGUCUGACGGAGGAAGAAAGAAGUCGUACUGAUAAAAACUGGCUCCACAGAAGACAGUGGAUUCCGCCUCUAAAGGUUCAAUACAGAAACCACGGCACAAAUGGGCCUCCACAUCACCAGGCACUCCAAAGUAAAACAAGCUAAUAUACUGAUGUUAGGACUCGAUUCGGCAGGGAAAUCUACUCUGCUGUACAAGUUCAAGUCUGAUGACGUUUUUCUAACGAUUCCAACAAUUGGCUUUAAUGUCGAUAUGAUCGAAACGGGGAAAGAUUUUACACUGACUUUUUGGGAUGUUGGAGGACAAGAGAAAAUGAGACAGCUUUGGUGCAAUUUCCUGGAGAAUGCAGAAGGACUCAUGUAUGUUGUGGACAGCGCUGAUAAGCAACGUCUAGAGGAAUCAAAGAAAGCAUUUGAACUCCUUUUAAAGAAUGAAUCCAUAAAAAACGUGCCGGUCGUCGUGCUAGCAAACAAGCAGGAUCUGCCCGGAGCUUUAAACGCUGAGGAAAUAACCAGGAGAUUCCACAUGAAGAAGCACUGCUGUGACAGAAAUUGGUACGUGCAGCCCUGCUGUGCCAUCACGGGAGAAGGUCUGUCAGAAGCUCUCCAAAGGCUGACUGCAUUUGCAAAACACUACAGCAGAUCAAAGGAGAUCUCUACAAGUUUUAAGCAAAAGGAAAAAAGUUAAGAAUUUAUGCCGUCAGAUUUUGGUGAAUAUGACUCAAAAUAUUUUAUAAGACUAAAAUAUUUGAUUCUGGAGGACUCAUUUAUAAGUAAAUAAAUAUUUAUAAUGCACUGGGACGAUUUUAAAUUAUGUUCUUAUACCUGCAGAUGCUUCUGAGAUACGGCAGAUAUUCUGAGAUACGGCUUUUAUUAGUGGCACCACGCUCAGGGUUAUUCAGCUCAGAUGUGUGUGCUGAAUGGUAAAAGAGGCAGAGUUGACCAAUUUUUGUAGUUGCAAAGAAAAUAGGUGAGCAAUGCUUAAAAUGUUUGCGCCAAGUAAUUCAUCAAAAGGUAACAGAGCCAAGCAGUUCAUUCAGUAAGAACAGCAAGAGAUAAGAUGUUGUUUCAUUAGAUGUACUCUGCGGAUGUGUUCGUUGCUUGUAGUUGUUUGUAGCCUAAGCUCUUAGCUAUGUGCAAAAAGAAAUGUAACAUUAUUCAGUAUUUGUUUGGAUACUAUUGCAUUCUAGGACCGAUUACUAUGAACAGAUUUUAACAAGCAGCAUCUGCUCCUGCCAAGCCACAGAUAAAUCUGCUUGUAAGGGGUAGGUCUGCUGUCACACUGUUACCCCCCUGUCCCUCUGCUGCUGUUUGGGGCUGCUGGUCAGCUCUUAGAAAUCAGGACGGAUCCUGUCCUGCCUGUAGCAAAGCCACCUUAGAUUUUGUUACUGAGUAAUUUAGUUCUGAUUAAAUCUGACAUAAGAAGUGCAACAAAGUGCUGAUCCUGUUGCUACAGCUUGGGGAUUAAAAAAAAAAAAAUUGAAUGAAAUUUCUGUUGAGUCUUCCUGAUUCAUGAAGGAGUGAAUUAGUAUUCUGAAUGCUUUAAAGCAACGAUGGAUUGUUAACUAGAAGACUAAUUGAACUGUAUCGACCGUGAAAACAGUUUAAAUGCUAAGAUGGAAAAGUUAAUAGAGCCUGUUCCUUCAUAAGGAAGUGAAAAAGACCGUUGGUUAUGUAGUUAUUGGUUAUACAAUCCCAGAACAUCCAGCCCAUCUAUUUCUGCCUUCUUGAGCCAUGUCUGCAGAGGUAGGAUGCUCCGGGGCUCAGGAUGUUUGCUUAGACACCUGGAUUUCUUCUCCCCUGCAUCUAUCACAAUCGCUGGCCAUGUCCUUCAGUCACUCAGCAGCCCCUUGGCAAAAGGAUCUCUGAAAAGCUGUGGCAAAGCUCAGCACGUGUGCCUGGUGUGCAGGAAGUUUGCAUUUCAUUCUUAGUAAUAAACAGGCAGGAAUUUCAAGUUGCAGAAGGGUGAAGAAGUGAGUAAAGCCCCCAGCUGUACCCUGCUGUCUCAUGCAUGCGUUAUUCACAGACGAGAAGCCAUCAGGUGAAUUCACUGCAGUAGUGAACAAAGGAAGCUUUCUCAGCAGAAGCUGUUAUUAACACUGACAGCAAUUACUGUGGGCUAAAUCCUGAGUCAUGUUGAGCCUACGUUUCCAAGAGCAGAGCAGGUCUGCAGACUCGACAUUGCCUGGGCUGUUCAUUCAGAGUCAGUGUAAAAUACCUUCUAGCACAGAAAAUAUUUCUGAUGAAUGCGCAACCAUGGAAAUGUUGU